AUGGCCAAAUGUGACCCACGCCAUGUCAGGUACGUGGCAUGCUGCCUGAUGUACCGAGGUGAUGUGGUGCCCAAGGACGUGAAUGUAGAUGUAGCCACCAUCAAGACAAGGCGCAUUAUCCAGUUUGUUGAUUGGUGCCCCACUGGAUUCAAGAGCAGCAUCAGCUACCAGCCACCAACUGUUGUCCCAGGGGUGGACCUUCCUUUGCAUGCGAAAAAUACAUUAAGUGGCCAAGAAUCCUUACAAAUGCAGUACCUCAGGUGCCCCAACAGCGUUUUGGGUUUACCAAACAGCAACUAUAUGUUCUUAAGGCACAAAUACUCGCAUUUCAACCUUUUUCAACUCGAGAAGGAGCUCCUGAAUGGGAUUUCGAGUGUGAUGGAAUAUGAGCAUUGUGAAAUAGCGUCAGUUCGUGUGCUGCAAGUGCAUGAAGCAUCAUGUGAACCACGGGAUACCCUGUUCUGCAGCAGCCUCCUCUUCCAGCUACACAUAUCAACUCCAUGA
Messenger RNA from Vitis vinifera (wine grape), 504 nucleotides. RefSeq names its product tubulin beta-3 chain. Bases 1 to 504 code for a protein of 167 amino acids. The transcript has a single exon. Gene Ontology annotation, molecular function: structural constituent of cytoskeleton; GTP binding. Lineage: Eukaryota; Viridiplantae; Streptophyta; Magnoliopsida; Vitales; Vitaceae. Gene Ontology annotation, cellular component: microtubule; cytoplasm. The record is from RefSeq and is a predicted model, not a curated record. Gene Ontology annotation, biological process: mitotic cell cycle; microtubule cytoskeleton organization.